Dictyostelium discoideum AX4 is the source of this 687-nucleotide messenger RNA. It is a transcript of the gene slmo, whose product is annotated as slowmo family protein. The record is from RefSeq and is a predicted model, not a curated record. Bases 1 to 687 code for a protein of 228 amino acids. Lineage: Eukaryota; Evosea; Eumycetozoa; Dictyosteliales; Dictyosteliaceae. Gene Ontology annotation, cellular component: mitochondrial intermembrane space. The transcript has 2 exons.
AUGCCUUUAUUUGAAACAAUUAAACAUACAUACAAACAUUUAUGGUCAGAUGCAUCAACAGCAAGUUUUAGAAAAUAUCCAUCACCAGAAAGACCAGAUAUAUUGAGUAUAGAUAUUUUAUCAAAAGAGAUAGAUCCAACAACAGGAGUAUUAAAAUGUACAAAAUUAAUUAUAUGUAAAGGUAAUACACCAUCAUGGCUAAAAUCGAUUUUAGGAUCAGGUGAAUGUUUAUUCUACGAAGAGACAACAGUAGAUCCAAAGAAUAAAAUUAUGACAUUAAAGACAAAGAAUUUAAAUUUCACAAAUAUAUUAGGUGUCGAUGAAGUUUGCACCUAUGAACAACAUCCAGACAAUGAGGAAUGGACUCUCUUUACUCAAGAGGCAACCGUAACCUCAUCAAUUUUCGGUGUUGCACGUAAAAUGGAAGCUUUUUGUCUCGAUCGUUUCGUUGCAAACGCUGGUAAAGGUCGUAAGAUCAUGGAAGAUACAAUCAUUAAAGUUCAAAAAGAAGCCGAAGAAUCUUUAGCCUCUUUCGAUAAAACUUUUACCUCAAUAAAACAUGAAGCUGAACAAAGUUUUGAAAAAGCUUUUUCAACUGCCGAAGAUAUUUUACCAAUCAUUAAAUUAGAUGAUAAACAAUCACAAACUACUCAAAAUACACAAUCAAAUAAUAAUAAAAAGAAAUAA